Messenger RNA from Spinacia oleracea (spinach), 1041 nucleotides. Its product is annotated as thaumatin-like protein. The transcript is spliced from 2 exons. The record is from RefSeq and is a predicted model, not a curated record. The coding region runs from base 88 to 909 and encodes 273 amino acids. Lineage: Eukaryota; Viridiplantae; Streptophyta; Magnoliopsida; Caryophyllales; Amaranthaceae.
UAUCUAUUCUAUAAAUCAAUUUCCGUAGACUAGAGUUCUCGGAUUACUUUGUUCUCAGAUUAUAUUGUUCUCCUCUUGACAACCAUAAUGAAGCUACAUAAGCAAGUUAUCGGUACCAUCGUUUGCCAUUUACUUCUAUACGUUGCAGGAGUAAGUGGACACAUAGUACCUAUAGUGGUGACCAACAAAUGCCCUUUCACAAUAUGGCCAGCAACAGCCCCUAACACAGGCCAUCCGAUGAUAGCCAAUGGUGGGUUCUGCCUAAAAUCCGAGCAGUCAUCACAAAUAAACACUCCAUGGGACUGGAGCGGCCGCAUCUGGGCACGAACCGGGUGCAACUUCAAGGAAGAUAGCGGAGAUAACAACAUCACAAACAACCCAACAUGGAGACCUGCUUGUCAAACAGGGGACUGUGACGGGCGCCUCGAGUGCAAUGGACUCAUAGGAAAAACCCCAGCAACAUUAGUUGAACUCACAUUUCAAACAGAUAAAAACCAACCAAGCUUCUACGACAUUAGUCUCGUGGACGGGUACAACCUGCCUGUCUCCGUCAUUGCCGGGCGGUCACCCAAAUGCGCCAUAAGAGGAUGCUUGAGAGAUAUAAAAGAGAUUUGUCCCUUAGAGUUGCAAGUAAAUGAUGGAAGAGGGAAUGUUGUUGCUUGUAAGAGUGCUUGUCUUGCGUUCGAUUGGGAUGGAUUUUGUUGCAGGAACGAGUAUGGGAGCCCUGAAAAGUGUAGGCCAAGCUUGUAUUCGACUGUUUUUAAGAGCGCUUGUCCGUCUUAUGUUAGUUAUGCUUAUGAUUCUCCUUCGCCUUUGGUGAGUUGUUUGGUGAAGGAGCUUUAUAUUACCUUCUGUCCUGCGGGAUGGGGUCAUAGUCUACAACGAUAUGCUUCUAAUUUACUACAUUAGUACAUGUAUGACUACAUUAGUACAUGUAUGACGAAUGAAUAAUUGUACACCCUUUCUCUUGCGUACAUAUAUGUGUGCGGAAAUAUAUAUAAAAGAAAACCAAAAAUUAUGUUAAGUAAAAAAAAUUAUUCG